CUAUUAUGCAUCCUCUAUCCCUCUCCUUUAAAUAGAAAAUUCAUAUCCCAUACGUAGUACUAUCGUCUAAUCUUACGAUCCAGCUUGGUCACUGAUCAAAAGGCCGCACCUCAUAUUUAUCUCCAAGCAGAAUCCUCAUGACCGGAAGUCAACCCAUUGACCUCACCGUGCUGGGUCACUUUCCGGUGGCACCACCGCCGGAAGCCGCAGCAAAUCUGACCCUUCCGCUCACGUUUCUCGACCUGCUCUGGUUGCACAUGAACCCGGUUCACCGACUCAUCUUCCAUCACCACCCCAUAUCAAAAACCGACUUUAUAGAUACCCUUUUUCCUCUAAUGAAAAGUUCUUUAUCCAAAACCCUUCAACACUAUAGUCCCUUCGCCGGAAAAUUGGUAGUCUCAUCUGACAAUUCCAUCUUGCCGGGAAUCCGUUACAUUGACGGCGACUCUGUGACGUUAGUCUUGGCGGAAUCCACAUUGACCGAGGGCGACUUUGACCAUCUUGUGUCUAAUAGUGCUAAAAGUUGUGCGGAUUCUCAUCCGCUUGUUCCGAGAUUACCCCCGCCGUCAAGAAAUUUUGACGGAUCUACACAAGUCCCUCUGUUAGCGUUACAAGUAACACUAUUCCCAAACGUCGGGUUUUGCAUCGGCGUCACUUUUCAUCACGUCGUCGGUGACGGUAAAACCAUCUUCGGUUUCUGGAAGACAUGGGCUUUCUUUUCCGGCGGCGGCGACCAGAAAGUCAAACCUGAUUCUCUACCGUUUUUCGAUAGAACAGAGCUCAAAGAAGGCAGAGGAAGAUUAGAAGCCAUUUUCUGGGAAAAUCAAAAGAAUGUCAAAAUCGAGGAUACCCUUGUUGACCUGCUUCCAACGGUCAAGAACAAGGUCCGUUCCACGUUUACACUGACACGUGGCGACAUCCAAAGGCUCAAGAGCCACGUCAUGGCACGACGUCCGGAACUGGCACAUGUAACCUCAUUCACGGUGACGUGUUCGUUCGUGUGGAACUGCGUGAUACGAUCUCGCCACGUGGCGGGCGUGUACGCUAAUGAUGAUGAAGAUGAGCUGUUUGGUUGUAUGGCGGAUUGUAGGGCGCGUUUGGAUCCGCCGUUGCCUGAAAACUACUUCGGGAAUUGCAUCACUGUUUGUUAUGGAUAUGCGAAGGUUAGGGAACAUGUGGGCGAGGAUGGGUUGGCGGCGGCCGCGGCGGUGAUCGGAGAAAGCAUACGUGGCCAGCUGUACAAUAACCACAAAGAUGGAGUCCUGAAAGGAGCUGAAGAUUGGUAUACGCUGCUCUCCACAAUUAAUAUGGACCGUACAUUGAGUGUGGCUGCGUCCCCCAAGUUUGACUAUUAUGGGUUAGAUUUUGGAUGGGGAAAGCCUAAAAAGUCGGAGAUUCCAUCAAUAGAUAUAACAGGGGCCAUAUCUCUCGCUGGAAGCAAGGAUGAGGAAGGUGCACUUGAGAUUGGUUUGGCAUUGCCAGUUACACAGAUGGAUGCUUUUACCAGAUUUUUUGAGGAGGGUUUGAAGGCCUUGUAGGUUGGAUUUGAUCUCGUUGACCUGAAACAAUGCUAUUUAUUUUUUGCCAAUAAAAUCAUGGUGAUUGUCAUAUUUUGAGUAUUUCAGCUUAAGGGGUGUGAAUUUAAUAAGACAUUAUUUGGAGAAAAUGUGUAAUACGGAGUAUGUGAUAGUAAAAGGUUCUAGGGAAAUAGUAAUAGGACUUUGAACUAUUAAACUCCUAAAUAAGACUAAUUUUCAAUCAAUUGCGG
This is a messenger RNA of Cuscuta epithymum, 1768 nucleotides long. NCBI's taxonomy places the organism in Eukaryota, Viridiplantae, Streptophyta, Magnoliopsida, Solanales, Convolvulaceae. The record is from the annotation of a GenBank genome assembly.